UGGGCCGCCGGGAGCGAGCUGUCUCGCGGGCCACGGAGAAGGGCGCUGAGCGGUGCCACGCUGCGGGCGCGAUGAGACCCGGAGAGGAGCGGCCGGUGGAGGGGGGCGCCUGCGCUGGCGUGUCCGAGCUGGAGCUGCUGAAGGUGCGCGCGGCGGAGUGCAUCGACGAGGCCGCCGAGCGCCUGGGGGCCCUGAGCCGCGAGAUCUGGAGCGAGCCCGAGCUGGCCUACGAGGAGCACCGCGCCCACGGCGUGCUGACGCGCUUCUUCCGGAGCGAGCCCCCGGCCGCGUCGUGGGCGGUGCAGCCGCACUACCAGCUGGCCACGGCCUUCCGCGCCGAGUGGGGGGCGCCGGGGGUCCGGGCGGCGCCGUGCCCGCUGCACCUGGGCUUCCUCUGCGAGUACGACGCGCUGCCCGGCAUCGGGCACGCCUGCGGCCACAACCUGAUCGCCGAGGUCGGGGCGGCGGCCGCGCUGGGCGUGAAGGGGGCCCUGCAGAGCCUCCCCGGGCCGCCUCUGCCGGUGAAGGUAAUUGUCCUGGGAACCCCUGCAGAAGAAGAUGGUGGUGGCAAAAUUGAUUUAAUUGAAGCCGGGGCUUUUAAAAAUCUUGAUGUGGUUUUUAUGGCGCAUCCAUCUCAAGAGAAUGCUGCUUAUCUACCUGAUAUGGCCGAACAUGAUGUGACUGUGAAGUACUAUGGGAGAGCAUCCCAUGCUGCUGCUUAUCCCUGGGAAGGGCUAAAUGCAUUAGAUGCUGCUGUCCUCGCCUACAACAACCUGUCUGUGUUAAGACAGCAAAUGAAACCAACCUGGAGAGUUCAUGGUAUAAUAAAAAAUGGUGGUGUAAAACCCAAUAUCAUUCCCUCUUAUUCUGAACUAAUCUAUUACUUCCGUGCACCCUCAAUGAAAGAACUUCCUGUUUUGACCAAAAAGGCAGAAGAUUGCUUCAGAGCUGCAGCUUUGGCUACUGGGUGCACAGUAGAAAUUACAGGUGGAGCACAUGAUUAUUACAAUGUUCUUCCCAAUGAGAGCCUGUGGAAAGCUUAUAUUGAAAAUGGAAAAAAGCUGGGGAUAGACUUCAUUUCAGAAGAUGCAGUGUUGAAUGGCCCUUCAGGAUCUACUGAUUUUGGAAAUGUUACUUUUGUGGUUCCUGGGAUUCAUCCAUAUUUUUACAUUGGAUCUCAGGCCUUGAAUCAUACAGAACAAUAUACUGAAGCUGCAGGAUCACAAGAAGCUCAGUUCUACACUUUGCGAACGGCCAAAGCUCUGGCAAUGACUGCGUUGGAUGUUAUUUUUAAACCAGAGCUGCUAAAAAGAAUCAGAGAGGACUUUAAACUGAAACUUCAAGAAGAAGAGUUUUUAAAUACAGUAGAAUAAAAGGAAGAUUUAGGAGCCGCCUACAGAUCAUCAGAAGUGAUGAUUUUUUUCUUUAAUCUUUUUUAAUGAGGGAGGAGGGCAUGGCUUGUUUUUCAGUCUUAAAGGAGUCAAAUUCCUCUUACCUGGAAAAUGAGGACACAGUGUGGAGAAAACACAUUACCUCAUAUCUAGAGUGAAAAUUUCACAAAUCUGUAUCUGAUGGAAUUGUGACAUUUCAGGGCUGGUAUGUGAUGACAUUUCUUAAACAACCUGGAUGACACAUGGUUUAUCCGUGAUUAUAUUUUGUAAAUGCAUAUAUUGUGUUAGUGUAUUUUAAAAGAUCCAAGAGAUUUCAAGCCUUAUAUUCAGAAUUGACACAUGAAAGAUUUUUUUGAUAUAGGGUGGUAACAUUGUUCUAUAAAGGUGUUUUAAAAUUCAAGUUCUAAAUUUAGGGAAGGUUCAUUCAGAAUAUCUGACUAUAUCUGUUUUGCUGUAGAGAAUCUCUUCAUUGAUAAUAAAAGUAGGCUUUUAAUCGGAAAUGCUGUGGGGAAGCAACUAGAAACUCAGGUACAAAGAAUAAGCUUUAGUUUUACCAUUUGAAAGAAAAUGAAAAUGUUCUUUUUUGUAUGUAAUAUACUCUGAGAAGUGGCAUUAAAGUGCUAUUCCUCAUUCCAUAUUACUAUAAUAGGAAAAAUGAUAGAUGGAUAGGAUUGGACUCUUCCUGUAAGGUGUUUGCUUGAUAGCCCCAUGUAUUCUAGAGGAAUUUAAUAAGUGGUGUGAUGUCCGCUUAUCUUGAAUGUUAAUGUCAUAUAACUGGUCCCCUCUACCUAGCAGCCCUAUUCAGGCUUCUCCUCAGAAGCUAGCCUCUCUGGCCUGGGUACACUCAGUAGUUUACUGAAUUCAGGGGACAGAAUUCGAAGCUUGCUUAAGCCCCAUGCUAGCCCAAUAUAAACUAAAACAUAUAUUUUUCCCGGUGUGACUUUCUUGAACAUGAUAAAAGAGUGAAAAAAGUAUCCAGUAAACAAAUAUUUUAAGCUGUAAAUAUAGUAAAGGUCCAGUAGACUUUAUUUUAAAGGGAGUCCUCAAAUUUGAGUGUAAGCAUUCCAAAAGUGGAAGGGGAAGGAGAGAAAAGUGAGCAUUUGGCCCCUCUGCUGUAAGCAAGUCACUGGGUACUCUGAGCCUUUGGUGCCUCAUUUGGAAAGUUAGAUUAGCCUCCUUAUCUUUACAGUCCUUUAAAUCUCUAAUUCCUAUUCUAUCUGAAAUUUUAUUUAAAGUUGGAAGAAAGAGAAGGGAAUUUGGGUGAAGAGUUAGUAGUUGAAAAUUGCUUUUCUUCUGUAUCAGGGGUCUGCAGACCGCGGCCUGAUUUGCCAAGCGGCCUGAUUCUGUAUGGCUAGCAUGCUGAAAAUGGUCUGCACCUUUUUAAAGUGUUGUAGGAAAAAAACAAAGCGUCAGAGACCAGAUCGUGUGGGACCUGUAAAACCUAAAAUAUUUACUAUCUGGCCCUUUGUAAGAUAAAGUUUGCCAGCCCAUCCUACAUAACAGUAAAAUAAAAACUGUUUCUCUUUGACUUACAUCAUGUAAUCAGAUCUUCUCCUAGAAGAAAACUUCAAGCCUCUGAAUUGAAAACAUUGCGAAGGGGAUUUAGGCAGCAGUGUCCUGUGUUGACCAUUAUAGUGCAUCAGGGGUUUGUCCUCACUGGGGGUUCUGGCUCUUUCAAAGUUUGCUUUCUUUUAGCAUUUACUUUGUUCUGGGAUACAGCUACCCUGCUGCCUUAAGGCUGUCGCCUCUGCAAGCCCCUCUUCUAACUCUUCACAUCAGGUUUUAGAGCUUGAUCCUCCACGACACUCUUUGAUUAUUUUAAUCUCAGUCAUGGUUGGUAUGCAUUUUACAAACAGGAGAGGGAUCAGCAAAGGCUUCACACUGAGAAUUGGAUAUGUCCAAGACCUCUGGUUUAUAAAAACAGAAUUAGUUUCCUAAUUAUCAAUUUAAUACAUUUCUCAACUGCAAUUUUCAAAUGCCUUAUAUAAAUCCUGCACUCUAAGGAAUGUGGUUUUAUUUUCUAAAGCCUCGCUGAAAUUCUAGAACAGUGAUUGUUGACUGGUGUCCCGACACACUGAUAUUCUCCGGUCUUUUGUGAAUGGUCACAAGUUAAUAUUACUCAUGCGAAGUAUUUGUGAUUAAUUUACUUUUUAAAAACAAAUUAGAGAAAAUGUCAGGUUAGCAUUCUGUUGUUACUGAUUCACUUGCGUUCUGGUAGGCAUCCUGCAUGAGGGAGCAAGGUGUGGAGUUGCUUCUGGUGUGCAGGGAAGAGGUACAGUCCGUACCAGUGCUGUGCUCCACAGCCCAGUCUGAGGAGGUAAUGUUGACGUGUACCGCUAAGGUUUGUGUCCCUUCUGAGUUUCCGUAAUAUUUUGUUUUCCUUUCAACAUUUAAAAAACUUGGUCAAAAUAUGGGAUUCUUCAUUGGAAUAUGUCCUGGAUUUAUCAUGUCAGAAAAGAGGUUGAGGUGCUCCAGAGUCUAUCUAGAAGUAUAUAUAUAUAUAUUUUCCCCAGAUCUCACCUUGGCAUUUUACGUUAUUUUAAGUUAUUUAAUACAAUUCAGACUUUUUAAAAAUCCCUUUUUAGUUUUUAUAUACCAGUGAGUUAACUGAGCCGUAUUACACUAAAAAGAGUAAAUAGAUACAUAAAUAAAUGCUGAGUCAAAAUCUCCUGUCCAGAGGAACAAUUGUAGCUAAUCUUCAAUAUGCUGUUUGAAUUUGGGAGAGUCCUUCCUUUGUAAAAUGGUAGUUUUUCCUUUUGGAACUAAGUUCUUUCCUUAUCCUCAUACUUCGGUGGCAUGUUUGUAAUGUGCUAAAUUUUCAUAAACAUUUAUACUUAGCUUAAAUCAUCAUUGUUGAUUAGUCCUCAUAUUUUGGAUUAAGUGUGCAAAGAUUUUGGAAGAUAAAUGGAGAAGCACUUGAUUACAGGAGAACAGUGUCACUUUUAGACAAAAAGGGUUAUAUAUAGCUCUUUAUAUUUAAAAGAUGAACGUUUAUUUUUAGGAGGUUGAAACAUGAAUGGGACUUUUUCAAAUUUUUAAUUUUGUGUCUUGUUUUUGAGGAAGAGGGCAACUUCCCAGAAUUAGUCUGAAUGAUGACACUUUACUGUCACUUAGACUCAAUGAUUGUAUGUUAUUCCUCCACUAGAUUACAUGUUCUUUGAAGUCAUCGUCUUUUCAUUAUGCUUAAUUUCCUUCAAGUACACUAAAACCUGACUCAUUUGGAAAUAAAACAAACAGGCCAAGCUGAGUUAAAGUUUAAAAUAACAUGAUUUUUAAAAUAUCAAGUUAGCUUCUGACCUAAACUAGAGAUAUAGAUGGACCUGCUUGAGGUAUCUUUGUUUUUGUGGAAAAUGCUUUUAUUACACGCUUUUUUUUUUUAACUUUCACUGUUCACAGCCUGAACUGAAGGCCUUUUCCUCAAAUAGCAACUUUUGGUGAUCUUUGUUAAAUUAAUAGACUUUAAGGGUAUAAUCCAAAUUAAUGGCUUAAAUUUAAUUACAGAUUAAAAAUGUUUUCUCUUUUGUGACUUAAUUUUAAAAGCAGGCAUGACUGAAUAUGGGACCUGUAUAAAACAAUUCUGUGGUACUACUAAUUACUAAGUUGCUAUAUACUAUAUAAUAAGAUUGAGUAUAGCUAAUAUUUAGCUUGCCUCUUAAAAUUCUCAAACUGCUAUUCAGUUUUAAAAACUACCCAUAGUUUUUAAAUAUUCAGGAAAAUUUUCCCUUUUAAUUGCUCCUUCCUGUAGUACUCAUAAGGGCUGGGGCAUUUAGGAUAAACUAGAACAUUUUCACGUGUUUAUGAAUACUUGUAUAAACUGAAAGUGUUUCGAUUUCCCACAAUCCUCCAAAGGACUGUUUAUUUAUUGGUAAAUUGUACUGAUUGUUACAAUUUCAGCAGUCAAGCUGAGUGAACGUGUGUCAAGGAGAGCCUACUUCUAAGCAUUGGUGGUAAGACAAAGUGUAAAUAUAGUCCCUGCCUCAAAAAGCUUGUGGUUGGUGGUAAGUUCUCAUAAGAUUUGCUUCAUUUGAGCGACACUGGGAUUGAGGGAACAUCUGAAGGCUGCCGUCUUAGAAAUUUUUGAGGAAGUAUCUCUAAAAUAUUUUAGAAUACCUGAGUCAUGUCAGUCUGUUUGAAUAGAAGAAAUUGAUAUGAAAGUCUUUUCUUAAAAGAAGAUUGUCUAAUUUCAUAAUACAUUCUUUUCAAAAAAAAAUAGUUGUGAUUUAUACAUUUCUUUUUAUCUGGAAAAUGUCCUACAUCGUGCUAGCCUUCAAACUGUCCAAGUAAAUUUUCAUUGUAAAAUAAAUUGUCUUUGUGCCAGCUAGCAACUCUUUAUAAGUCUCUAAGAUAUGAAAAACUUCUUUAUUUUUUUACAUACUUCAGCAAGCAUUUUACAAACCAAUUAAAUAGUUGACGAUAGUGUAUUUUGAUAUGUAUGAAGUUAAUAUUUUCAAGUAAGCAAUCAGUCUCUACUACUAUCAGAUCAUAGUCAUUUUUAAAAUAUUUUAAUACAUAUUAAAGUAUGUAUGAAAAAAUCUAAAGUGUUAAUAAAUAUGUUUAUCAA
Molecule: messenger RNA, 5952 nt
Organism: Hippopotamus amphibius kiboko
Lineage: Eukaryota; Metazoa; Chordata; Mammalia; Artiodactyla; Hippopotamidae
Gene: PM20D2
Product: peptidase M20 domain containing 2
Exons: 7
Coding region: 72-1373 (433 amino acids)
Molecular function (GO): dipeptidase activity
Source: RefSeq, a predicted model, not a curated record